Molecule: messenger RNA, 1961 nt
Organism: Euleptes europaea (tarantolino)
Lineage: Eukaryota; Metazoa; Chordata; Lepidosauria; Squamata; Sphaerodactylidae
Gene: KLHL31
Product: kelch like family member 31
Exons: 3
Coding region: 36-1940 (634 amino acids)
Biological process (GO): negative regulation of protein phosphorylation
Cellular component (GO): cytoplasm; nucleus
Molecular function (GO): protein binding
Source: RefSeq, a predicted model, not a curated record
AGAAGGCAAGCUUUUGGCUGUAUUACAUUGCAGUCAUGGCGCCUAAAAAGAAGAACGUGAAAAAGACCAAGGUGGAUGUCAAUGAGUUGACAAUCAUAGUGGAGGAUGGACCCCUGACCAAACUGAAUGGCUUGAAUGGCCUUCUGGAAGGAGGGAAUGGCUUCAGUUGUGUCUCAACAGAGGUUUCUGAUGCUCUCUACAGUCCAAAUCUCUUGGAAGGGCUCUGCAGAAUGAGGCUGGAAAACUUUCUCUGUGAUUUAGUCAUUGGUACCAAAACAAAGUCUUUCGAUGUUCACAAGGUGGUGAUGGCCUCAUGUAGUGAUUACUUCCAUAAUAUCUUAAAGAAAGAUCCUUCUACUCAACGAGUGGACCUCAAUGAUGUUUCUCCAUUGGGCCUGGCUACAGUCAUUGCAUACGCCUACACUGGGAAACUCACACUCUCGCUGUACACUAUAGGUAGCAUCAUCUCCACAGCUAUUUAUCUCCAAAUCCAUACCCUGGUGAAGAUGUGCAGUGAUUUUUUGAUGCAAGAAAUCAAUGUAGAGAAUUGCACGUACAUUGCCAACAUUGCUGAGACCUAUGGACUGAAGAACUCUAAGGAGGCAGCACAGAAAUUCAUUAGAGAUAACUUCAUUGAAUUUUCUGAAUCAGAUCAGUUCUUAAAACUUAGUUUUGACCGGAUCAAUGAACUCCUUGCAGAUGACGACUUGCAGUUGCCUUCUGAACUUGUUGCAUUCCAAAUUGCAAUGAGAUGGCUAGAAUUUGACCAAAAAAGAGCAAAAUAUGCUGCGGAUAUCUUGAGCAACAUUAGAUUUGGUACCAUCUCUGCCCAAGACCUGGUGAACUUUGUUCAAACUGUGCCAAGAAUGAUGGAAGAUGCUGAAUGCCAUAGACUUCUAGUGGAUGCCAUGAACUAUCACUUACUCCCCUAUCACCAGAAUACAUUACAGUCUAGGAGAACAAGGAUUCGUGGAGGAUUACGAGUCCUAGUUACAGUUGGGGGACGCCCAGCUUUAACAGAGAAAUCCCUUAGCAGAGACAUCUUAUACAGAGAUCCUGACAAUGGAUGGAAGAGACUUACUGAAAUGCCAGCUAAAAGCUUCAACCAGUGUGUCACUGUGAUGGAUGGAUUCCUCUAUGUGGCAGGUGGCGAAGACCAGAAUGAUGCCAGAAAUCAGGCUAAGCAUGCAGUCAGCAAUUUCUGCAGAUAUGACCCUCGCUUCAACACAUGGAUUCAUCUGGCAAAUAUGAAUCAAAAGCGCACCCAUUUCAGUCUGAAUGUGUUCAACAGCCUCCUUUUUGCCAUUGGUGGCCGCAACUCUGAAGGGUGUCUCUCUUCUGUUGAAUGUUAUGUCCCAGCAAUUAAUCAGUGGCAAGCGAAGGCCCCACUGGAGAUAGCUAGGUGCUGCCAUGCUAGUGCAGUAAUAGAUGGUAGGAUCCUGGUCACUGGAGGGUACAUAAAUAAUGCUUAUUCUCGCUCUGUCUGCAUGUACGACCCUGCCAACGACCGCUGGCAGGAUAAGCCCAGCCUAAGCACACCGAGAGGCUGGCAUUGUGCCAUUUCCCUCGGGGAGAAGGUCUAUGUCAUGGGUGGGUCUCAACUGGGAGGGCGAGGUGAAAGGGUCGAUGUCCUUCCUGUCGAGUGCUUCAGUCCUUAUCCUGGCCAGUGGAGUUAUGCCUCUCCUCUCCCGACUGGCGUGAGCACCGCUGGUGCCGCCAUCCUUAGCGGAAGAAUUUUCUUGGUGGGAGGCUGGAAUGAAAUAGAGAAGAAAUACAAGAAAUGCAUUCAGUGCUACAACCCUGACCUUAACGAAUGGACCGAAGAAGAUGAGUUGCCUGAAGCCACCGUAGGAGUCUCUUGCUGUACUAUUGCCAUGCCCAACACGAAGACCAGGGAGUCCCGAGCUAGCUCUGUCUCUUCAGUGCCAGUCAGUAUUUAACUACUUUAAAAUUAAGUAUAG